CCCUAGAACAGUAUACUUGACAAUCAUAAUACGAUGUGACGUAUGCUUGACGAUGUAUUAUCGCGUUAUUUGUCUCCAAAUAUAAAAAUAUCUGAAUAGUCAAAACGAAGUCAAAAUGAAGUUAACGAUUGUAUCAAUUCAAGUGUAUUUAGAUGAGAAUGAAAUAACAUAUUUAAUUAAUUUUAGAAAAAUAUAUUGGACUGAUGUAACCUAGAUUAUACUUUUGAUUACAUUUAAUUUCAUUUCUAACAUAUAAAGAAAAAAAUAAUACUGAUGUAUUGCUGACCCCACCUAAUUUUAUGCUUAAUAGAAUCGAGUUCGUAUAUUAAUAGCAAAAUCUUUAUACAUGCAUUAACGUAAGGAGUAAAUAGUAAAUACUAAUAAUAUCAUUUUUUUUUCAUCGCUACGGCUUACAUCUUUAAUUAAAAUACGUAGAGGAGAAUAGUCGAUUCUGAUUGGUAGAUCUCUUAACGUAGAAGUUGAAGAGGAAUAAGUUUAUUGAUUAACGUGAUGUCAUUAUUUCGAAGUAAAACAUUUCGCUAUGGUCUUCCAUUCAUAAUUUUAGUCGUCGGUGGAUCGUUUGGACUCAAAGAGUUUACACAAAUAAGAUAUACAUACAGACAGCGACGGGCUUAUUACCAUGAAGCAAAACGAAUAGGUAUUGAAGUAAAAAAACCAGGAGAAGUUACUUUAGAAUCUGAAUUUGAAAAAAUUAAAGAGCUGGAUAUCAAUAAUUGGAAAAAUGUAAGAAUAUCAAGACCUUGGGAGGAAUAGAUACAAAAUAAAUUAUUUCCUAUAAAAUAUACAAGAGUAGAUGUACUUAUGGUAGUGCUAUUAAUAUAGAAUUUAAAUAAUGCCUAUAACAAUAUAAUGCAAUUUUUUUUUUCAGAGAUGCAUAACAAUAUUUUUCUAAAUAUUCAUUCAAUAUAUAUAUAUAUAGUUCAGAUUUAAUUUAUUUAAUUCUAACUUCAGUACUUCAACUUUGCUCUGUAAAAUAUAAUAUAGAACUUUUUAUAAAUAUAUAACAUGUAAAUAAUUAUAAUGAAGAAACUUACUUUUUUCAAAUCCAAACAUAUUUAAUAAACUUAGUUGUCCAUGCUCAGAAGAUAAUUGUUUACUUCGAUGGUCUCGUUUGGUUGUGCUUUUUCUGUUGGUUCUCUGAAAAAUAUUAAAAAUUAAAGAUUAAAGGUAUUUUUUGCAUAUAAAUAUAUCUUUAUGAUAUUCUUGUUGUAGAUAAAUAAAUAUAAACCAUUUGGAAGCUUGUUAGUUGCUUCUUUAUCGUUUUACUAGAGUGAAUGUCAUUUGAUGGAUUUAAUUUAAUACUUGAAAAUUUAAAUGAACUAUUUGUAUUAUCUUCUACACUAUUUUGGCUAACUGAAUAAUCAGAUUCUGAAGUAGGACUGUUUGAUUGUGGCAUAUUACGAUUAUCGUUAUUCAUAUUAUCAUUUGCAUUAAAAUUUAUAUAUUCCACUUCGUUCGUUGAAGUAAAUAAAAUUUUUGACUCGUAUGUAUGAUUUGGAGAACACAUAUCUUGCGUUGUAAAUGUUUCUUCAUUAGUCAUGUUUCUGUUAGCAAUCGCAUUCUUAUUUUCAUUUACUAAUAUAUUCUGUUCUGAUUGUUUUGUAUUUAUGGAAUAUGUAUUAUCUAGAUUAUUAAAUUCUGUUAAAUAUUUUAAAUCGCAUUUUCUAUCAUCUACUUCUAUCUUCAUCUUUUUGGAAGUAUGACUUAUACAUAAUUCAUCAGAUUCAAAAUUAACAUCAUUAUCAUUAUUUCUUGCAUUAUUUUUAUCUAUGUCUUUAUUUGUAAAAAAUUUACUUUCUGUAAUUACGUUCUCAUCAAUAAUUGUUUUUCUAAAGUUUAUUGUGCGCCCAGGUCUUAUUCUACUUCUUCGUUUAAAUAAUAAACUGGGAGAUAUUUCAUUACUAGAUACUUCUUUAACAAAUGGAUUCGUUUUUCUAGUUAAUAUUGGAGAUUUUUGUUCAUUAACAUCAGACACAUUCUCUUUUUCUAAAUGUAUUGCAUUUUCAGAUUCAAUACUUUCUUCAGAUUUAUAUGUGUCUAAAAUAUCUUUUUCGUUUAAUUCUUGAUAAUCUGGAAUAUUUACAUCUAAAAUAAAAUAAACAUUUAAAUUAAUUUAAAACAAUAAUUCGUAUAAAUUAAAUAUGAUAUAAAUAUUACCAGGAUAUUCUUUCUUCUUUAGAUUAGCAGAUUUUUUUUCCGAAGUACAAAAUUCUUUUACAGACAAGUGAUGCUCAUAAUUUGUUGUUUCUUUUUUAUAUAUGUUUCUUGGACUUUGUUUUGGUUUAUAAUUGCACGACCAAAUGCUUAUGUGUUUUGUAAUUGUAAUUAACAUUUUUGGAUUCACCUUAUUCAAAUUCUUUGGAAAAUUAUCAGAAAAAUAAAUACAAUGUAAUAUUAGAAAGAAUAAAAUAUUUAACCAUGUAUUGUACCUGUUUUUUAUCAGGAUCAAAGUCAUGAAGCUUUUUAAAUGUGAAUGGAUCACAAUUACCAUAAGCAAGUUGUAAUGCUUUAUCAGGGUCUAUCUCUUCUCCAGCAUAAUGUAACUGAUCUUCAGAAACGUCAGCUGAAGGAGAAUUUAAACGUACUUGUUUUCUUUGUAAAGGGCAAAAUACUAAUUGAUGUUUGAAUGUUACAAAUGCUUUCAUAAAGUUGUCUCUAUAUUCCUUUGAUACUGUCAAAGAUUUCAUAUUAAGACAAAUUCCUAAAUUAGUAAGAGCCUGUAAAAAUAAUAAUAUUUACCUCUCUCUCCUCACUAUAUAGAUUAUACUAUAGUAUAAUAUCAGAUAGAAACUGACCUUAUAUAUAUCACUGUUUGAAUUCAUACUUUGAAUAAACUUUUUUGCUUUAGCUAAUCCUA
Molecule: messenger RNA, 2878 nt
Organism: Vespa velutina
Lineage: Eukaryota; Metazoa; Arthropoda; Insecta; Hymenoptera; Vespidae
Gene: l(3)neo43
Product: cytochrome c oxidase assembly protein COX16 homolog, mitochondrial
Exons: 4
Coding region: 511-774 (87 amino acids)
Biological process (GO): mitochondrial respiratory chain complex IV assembly
Cellular component (GO): mitochondrial inner membrane
Source: RefSeq, a predicted model, not a curated record